AUGGCCUUCAAACUCUCCGAUAUUCCAUCCCUCAAAGACAAAGUCAUCCUAGUUACAGGCGGCAACGAAGGCCUAGGCAAAGAAUCAGUCUUUCAACUCGCCACUCGCUCCCCAGCAAAGAUCUACCUAGCAGCGCGCAACCCUUCAAAGGCCGAAGCUGCCAUAGCCGAAAUCAAACAGCGAGCUGGCCCAGAAUGCGCGCCCAUUCAGCUUCUCAGCCUUGAUUUGUCCUCUUUGGACUCUGUCAAGAAAGCAGCAGCCGAGGUCACUGCAAAUGAAUCCCGCCUGGACCUACUCAUCGCCAACGCAGGCGUUAUGGGCGCUGGCGGCGUCACUGAAGAUGGCUACGAGCUCCAAUUCGGCGUUAACCACAUGGGACAUGCGCUUUUAAUCCGCUCUCUGCUUCCGCUUAUGCAGGAGACUGCUCAGAGGGAGGGGAUCAGUGCAGGCGAGACGCGAUGCGUGAUUCUUUCUUCUAGUGCGGAGAGCUUUGCACCUGCUUCCAUUUAUCCGUUCGAUGAGUUGAAAUCGGAUUACGCGUCUGCCGGGAUGUGGGCCAAGUAUGGAAUCAGCAAGAUGGCCAAUUUGCAUUAUGCUUCCCAGCUCGCGAUACACUAUCCUGAGGCGAAGACGGGGAUUCGGUUCGUUUCUGUUCAUCCGGGUGGUGUGAUUACCAAUCUCGGUGAUACUCUGAAUAACUGGCCAAAGACGGAGCGGGUUGUUAGAAAGUUUGCGGCGAUGUUGCUCAAUCUUAAGCCUGUGGAGGAGGAGGGGGUAAGGAAUCAGCUUUGGGCUGCUACUUGUCCCGAUGGGAUGGGUGAUGGACUGAAGGCUCCGGAGUCGGGUGGUUUUUAUUACCCCGUUGGCAUCGCCGGGAAGGGUUCUAAGACGGCUUACAACAAGGCUAAGGCCGAUGAGUUGUGGGAGUGGACUGAAAAGGAGCUGCAGCCGCAUCUCGCGGUAUAA
This is a messenger RNA of Penicillium cinerascens, 966 nucleotides long. Its product is annotated as NAD(P)-binding protein. Lineage: Eukaryota; Fungi; Ascomycota; Eurotiomycetes; Eurotiales; Aspergillaceae. The record is from RefSeq and is a predicted model, not a curated record. Bases 1 to 966 code for a protein of 321 amino acids. The transcript has a single exon.